AUGUCCACCGAGCCGGCCAUACGGACGGCUCAGGACGAUUUCGAGUCGCGCACUAUCGAUCAAACUCCCCGCGAACCUCGCCCGAGACGGUCGCGUCGCAAGAAGGACGAGGGACAGGACGCUGGGCGAAAGGACACCCCCAAACCCACCAAGUCAAAAACUAAAGAAAAGGAGAAAGAAAAAGAACCAGAGACGGGCAGGCAGAACGACAAGGAAUUAGACAAAGAAAAUCAUCAGGAUAAGGAGAGCAGGGAUAAAGACCAGGAUCCGAAAGAGUCGAAACGCGGCAGUCGUCGCCAGAGGGACAAGUCGUCAUCCACGUCGGUCAAUCCGUCCAAUUCCUCUUCUACUCACGCUCGAAAGAAGCCCAAGUUAGAAGCAACGCCUCCGGAUCAAAGUCCUAGUGUAUCGGCGGCUUCUGCAGUUGCAGCUGUUGCCAUUCCAGCGACGACUACUGUGACGACCGCUACUCCUGCCCCUGCUCCUAGCGCCGCCCCAGCUGCAGCUGCAGCUCCAGCUCCAGCUCCAGUCCAAGUUCCAAAUACCCCCGCUGCUAGCCCUCCAGCAUCGUCAGGCUCUAUUCACCUUCUCCAAUCUCACCUGCACCAGCAACAUCGUUCUCCAUUGCACCCGUCCCCCUCACUGCCACCCUCGUCUCAUCCCACGCCGCCGCCCGCGGCCCUUGGUCACCAGUCAUCUUACCCGACGAUGGCACCCGCAGGACCGCCGCGGCCGCAAUCCCAGCCACCACCUCCCCCACCGACUAGGACCAGUGGUCAAAAUUUCGACCCCAUUCGGUCCGCCUUCGAUACAGCUUCCCCGGCCCCAAUACCGGGGCCAACAUCGACCUUCAGUCCUCCGGCGCGCCCUCUCUCUCCACGCCCACCAUUCCGCGCGAGCGCUUCACCUGCUAUAGCUA
Aspergillus nomiae NRRL 13137 is the source of this 919-nucleotide messenger RNA. RefSeq names its product histone promoter control protein. The record is from RefSeq and is a predicted model, not a curated record. The transcript has a single exon. The annotation marks the transcript as partial. NCBI's taxonomy places the organism in Eukaryota, Fungi, Ascomycota, Eurotiomycetes, Eurotiales, Aspergillaceae.